Messenger RNA from Trypanosoma grayi, 312 nucleotides. RefSeq lists its product as hypothetical. The record is from RefSeq and is a predicted model, not a curated record. NCBI's taxonomy places the organism in Eukaryota, Euglenozoa, Kinetoplastea, Trypanosomatida, Trypanosomatidae. The transcript has a single exon. Bases 1 to 312 code for a protein of 103 amino acids.
AUGGGGGAGCUGAAGACGCAGCAGGAGAAGCUUGAGGGAAGUGUGCUCUGCACUGAGCAUGGUGCGCUUUUUGAGCAGCUCGUUGAAUUGAAUGAGCAGCUGCGCGUGAAGAUUGAAAUGUACGCAUCAAUAUUGAGCGGAAAUCCCUCGGAAGGGUGGGAAACUGUCUCUCAAAACGACUACGAAGAGGUGAAGCCGGUGUCCUGCACGGGUGCGGAAGGGAAUGUGACCGAUGGUGCGGUGUUCGAGGCUGCAUUGCCAUGGGAAGAGGAGGAGGAAGAGCAGAAAGAGGAUUUUUCACUAGAAAAAUGA